Podarcis muralis (Common wall lizard) is the source of this 9014-nucleotide messenger RNA. The record is from RefSeq and is a predicted model, not a curated record. NCBI's taxonomy places the organism in Eukaryota, Metazoa, Chordata, Lepidosauria, Squamata, Lacertidae.
AUGGCCACAGCUAUGAUUGAUCCUGUUCGGCAUGCCCUGAUUAGACCUUUUCAAAGUCUGGAAGCUUCUGUAGGUCCUCCAGGUGCGUUAGCGCUUCAAGAUUCCUUUAAAGGUCCUUUUUACCAGAGUUACCAAGAAAAAAUGGGCUUGAAAGGAGCGAAAGGUGAAAAGGGUGCAUCAGGGGACCCUGGCCCUUCUGGACCCAUUGGAAGUCCAGGACCACAGGGCUUAACGGGAGAACAUGGAGUACCUGGAAGACCAGGGAUUAAAGGAGAAAAGGGACCAGCAGGCAUUCCUGGAGCAGUUGGUCCACGGGGGCCUAAGGGUGAAAGAGGGCUGCCUGGAGUACAAGGGCCUCCUGGAGAGAUGGGUCCAGCUGGAAAUGGAACCCAAGGUCCUCCUGGUCUUAAGGGGCCUCCUGGGGCACCGGGCUUCCAGGGCUCAAGAGGACCUCCUGGAUUACCAGGUACUCCAGGAACCCCAGGGAUCGAUGGUAUUCCAGGACGUGAUGGAAAGCCAGGACUUCCAGGGCCUCCAGGUGACCCAGUUGCUCUUCCUCUUCUUGGAGAUAUGGGUGCUUUAUUGAAGGGUGAUCCUGGUCCAAGAGGUCCCCCAGGAAUCCCAGGUAGAGAAGGGCCUAAGGGAAACAAAGGUGAACGUGGAUUUCCUGGGCUGCCUGGAGAAAAAGGUGAUGAGGGUCUUCAAGGUAUUCCAGGACUUCCUGGUCUAGCAGGGCCUUCUGGACCUUCAGGGGCUGUCGGAAGACCUGGACACCCAGGCUCACCAGGGACAAAAGGUGAAAAGGGAAACGAGGGUAUUCCUGGAAAACCUGGACCUCCCGGACCACCCGGUGUGCCGUACAAUGAAGGAAAUGGCAUGAGCAGCCUAUAUAAACUACAGGGGGGUGCCAACGUUCCCACAUACGCUGGUCCACCUGGGGCGCCUGGCCCAAAAGGUGACACUGGAGCAGUGGGAGAACCGGGUCCAAUGGGACUGCCAGGAUUAGAGGGACUUCCUGGAGAAAAGGGAGACCGUGGACCAGCAGGUCCUCCAGGAGUUCCAGGAGUACCUGGAAAGCAUGGUGCUCCAGGACCACCAGGGAUCCCUGGUGAACCAGGUGAAAGGGGCCCUGUUGGAGAUAUUGGCUUUCCUGGACCAGAAGGGCCAGCUGGAAUACCAGGCAUAAAUGGAAAGGAUGGAUUACCUGGCCCUCAGGGUUUAUUGGGUAAGCCUGGUGACAGAGGUCCCAAAGGAGAACGAGGGGAUCAAGGCAUACCAGGAGACAGGGGCCUGCAGGGCGAAAGAGGAAAGCCAGGCCUUCCAGGAGAGAAAGGGUCUGUAGGGCCCAUGGGCCCCUCAGGGAACAAAGGGAAUCCCGGAUCGCCAGGGCAUAAGGGCCCUCCAGGUUCACCAGGUGUCCCAGGCUUACCGGCUGACUCAGUUUCGUUUGAAGAAAUGAAAAAAUAUAUCAGACAAGAGGUCCUUAGAGUUUUUGAAGAGAGGAUGGCUCAGUUUGUAUCUCAGCUCAAAUUGCCCGCUGCCAUGCUUGCUUCCCAAACUCAUGGGAAACCAGGUCUUCCUGGAAAAGAUGGGCUACCUGGGCCACCCGGAGAACCUGGACCUCCAGGCUACAGAGGACAGAAAGGUGAAAGAGGUGAGCCUGGAAUUGGCCUGCCAGGUGAUCCUGGUCCACCUGGCCCUUCAGUCAUUGGUAUGCCGGGACCACCUGGAGCUCCAGGAGGACCAGGUCCACAUGGCCCACCUGGGCCAUCAGGAAGAUGCAACCCAGCAGAUUGCUAUUACCACGUCUCUCAAACUCAACCACGAACAACUGGCAAAUGAAAAUCUUCUCCGGAAGUACUUUGAUUCCUGGUUUACCCCUUCCUUGCUUCCCUCCUGCCCUCCUACCUAAUUUAAGCUUUAAAAUACUUGGUACCUUUUUUUGGUCUAUAUACAUGAUAUUGUGUGUAGGCAUUUUACAGAGCAUCUCAAUGGAACAAUGUUUAUUUUCCAGUUAAGCCAAUGCCGAGAUGUUGUUUUCUUGAGUUCAUUCCAUGUGUUUAUAAUUUUAGUCUAUUUUUCUAUAGCAAAAUGCAAUUUUCUUGCAUUCUGAUGGCCUGUUGACCUCUUAAUGGUUUUUAAUCUUAAUACUUGCAAAACAAAAUGUACUGUCAUAUAUCUUAUUUAGCUUUUGCUGGCUACCGUAUCUUGAUGGCUUGGAGUUCAUACAUAACAGCAAAAGCUCUGCUUGCAAAACUGCAUCCAGAGUGUUGAAGCUUUUGUGAAUCCUUGAGCAACUCUUUGAGAAAUCAGCUGAUAUUUUUUCAUGCUCCUUCUGCCCUUGUGCAGUAUUGUAGACUUUACUUUGCUAGAAAUUUAUUAAAUUUCUGGAAGCACUUUUCACAUAGGAAACUUUUUUUAAAAGAAAAGGAGCUGUUGAGCCUCUCUCCCAUUAAUUGUGACACAGGGGGUGAGAGUGUGGUUAAUGCAAGACAGAGCCUGGAAGUCGCACAUUGGUCUCAGUGGAGCCUACUUCCUGGCAAAUGUACUUGCUGGCUUCAUAUGUGAAACAGCCCUUAAUUAUUGAAGGCUAACUUAGUUAUUGAGUAGAUUGUUGAUAAUGGCUCCUUCGUAUUGUUCACUUGGCUUUGCUCUAGUCCUUUGCACUUCUCUUGCAAGGCAAGUCUCCCUGACCAAUUAUAGCCUCUGUGCGACAGGUGCUUCCCAACCUUCAGAAGCUUUUUGAGGGGCACAAGAGUUGCAUUGUAGUAGAGAUAAUCCAGAAUCAGGGGUCCUGCCUUUGUGCAAAUGGAAGUGCUUCCAUUAGGGCAAAGCCUUAAUAAGAUACCACCUUAUAGAAUUGUGUUCUUAUGCUUAAGCUAGUCAUGUUUAUAUGUCAGGGGGCUUCUGCCUUAUUUUAAUAUACCAAGGCCUUUAUCUCAGGUAAAGUUCUGACAAUAAUACAUUGAGAAGUUUGUGUAUAUAUGUUCAGAUAGAAGAUGGUGUAACUUGAACUAGUACCCAUGUAUUUCAUGAAUGAUGUCUGCCUUUGCAUUGAUUAAUUUUGGACUCUAGUAAUGGUCCAAUGUUAGCAUUUUUGCUAGAGUGAGUUUCAAAGUUCAACAACAUUCAUGCAGGCUAGGCUGGCCUGUGGUAUUAAACAACCUUUCUGUUUGAAAUAUUCGGUGGCUGGGGCAGAUUGACAUUUUCUUUUACUUGAGGAUAAAAUGACCAUACACAGUGCAGGGAAAGAGAACUGUUGAGCAGAUAUACAGCAUCAGUAAAUUAAAGUUCUGCCAUCUAGGAUGAAUAAAAGGGAGAUGCUUCUUAAAAUAGAUAUUGCUCUAGGAGACAGUGGUCCUCAGCUGUUCUUGGGAGAGAUGUAGCUACAUCAAAACUCUAACAAGAAAUGGAAGGGUAGUCAAAGACAGCAGAAGUGAUAGGUCCUUGCUGAUGGGACUUGGGAAUCAUUUGAAGACCACUUCCCAUGUGCAAGUUAAUCCUAUAACUGAAAUAAGAAAAUAAGGACUUAAUUCAUGCUGUUCUUAAAUUCAGGACAAUUGCAGGCCAUUCUUAUCAACAGAAGCCCUUCCCUUAAGGAUUUUAGACUCUUAAGGGUUGUAUCCAAUAAAAUCGUACUCAAAGCAGACCCACUGAAACUUAAUGUACCUAAAUUGGUCAUGUUCUUUGAUUUAAAUGGGUUUACUCUGAGUAGAACUAGCAUGGCUACAACCCUAGAACAGGGGUAGACAAUUUGAUCCCCUCCAUAUACUGUGGACCAUGACUCCCACCAUGCUGGCUGGGUUUUACAGGAAUUUUCCACAACAUCUGCAUGUUGGCUAUUCCUGAUCCACAGUGUCACAGUGUGAGCUCUCUGAGAACAUGGGAGUCUGAAUGUGAGAAAAUCCACAGAGGUAGCCAUGUUAGUGUAAUGUCAAAAAAAAAGAAUGGCAGUUUAAAGACAAUAUAUCGUGGUGACAUAGCCUUCGUCAGAUGCAUGAAAUGAUUACCUACUGUAGGUUGGUAUGUAUGUGUGUAUAUAUAUGUAUAUAUAUUAGUGCAGAAAGAAGUGAAACUAGCCAAGCAAAUGCAGGAGAUAUCUAUAGGUGUAUCAUAGUACUAUGGCCACUUUCACAUUGCCGUUAAUUGUGUGUGUGUGUCUGAACAUAUAUAGUGCAGUCUCACCUGUGAGGGGCCACAUUCUGCAAUCUCAGCAUCUUUAUGCACAAUCCGAGCUUUCUCCAUGUUCUUCCUCCGAAGCAAUAUGGCUCACCAUAGCUUAUAAUGGCAUGAGCUGCAUUUUUUUACAAAAAAAAUAUAUAGCCUCAUUGUUCACUCUCCAUAGUCAAGACAAUGCACAUUAUUAUUUGAUUGCUGUCAUAAUCCACAACACACAUGUUGGGGCAUGAUCCAUUCCCGUGUGUGUAGCUGCACCAAAUGGAAUCCUCUAAAACAGGGCUCAGCAACAAGUUUGCUGUUGAGGACUGCAUUCCCCCUGGGGGUAACCUAUCAAGGAAGCACAUGCCAGCUGUGGCCAGGACUGGGGCCCUGUAUAGGCAGUGCCAAGCCUAAUGGUGGCCAGGUACUAGAAGCAAAAUUAGGUGGGCUCACUUUUCUCUAUUGGCCACCCCCCUUUCUUUCCAUGCCCCAUGUCAAAACCUCCCCCCUUCCAUUUUACAAGAAAUUAUACUGAAGAUUCGGUGAAAUUAGGCACCACGUGCAGCUCUAAGCCCUGCUCUUUGGUUGUGAAGACUUUCUCCUCUCCCUCUACCCCUCCCCACCGCCAAUGUCCUGUCAUUGGCUGGAUACAAGCACUGGACAAUGGGUCCACCCCAGUACCUGCCAUGGAAGGCCACCCAUAUGGGCCACUCUCUUGUGUACAUCCAGUCAGCUUGCUGCCUUCCAGGGCUGUAAAUGCAAUCUACUCUUCUCACGUGACCCUGAAGAAAAAUGGUGUGCGAUAGAAGGAUGGAUUGGCUCCCAAGUUUUUACAUAUAUAUUUUCUGACUCCCCUUUUUUGUAAAUAAUAAGAGAGAUUAAGUUACAGAUAGGUAGCCAUGUUGGUCUGCCAUAGUCAAAACAAAAAAAUUCCUUCCAGUAGCACCUUAAAGACCAACUAAGUUAGUUCUUGGUAUGAGCUUUCGUGUGCAUGCACACUUCUUAAGAGAUUAAGACAGCUGAAGUGUGGAAGAUAUGCUCAAAAUUGUUAAAUUCCCUGGAAAUAAAAUUUGGUCUAAACUGAGCUUCAGCAAGCCCCUGCUUUAAAAGAAUGCAGUCACAUCAACACUAUUUUGAUGGGGGAACUGGGUUUUUUCUGUUUGUUUUCAGUAUGGUUGCAUGUACUGCAGGACAGAUAUAUUGUUUGGCCAGGGGCAUUUUUCCUAUUCGGGUUGUCACUCCUAUCUUAUAUGAACUUCUCCAGCAAUUCCAAAUUUUGCUGAAAAAGUCUCAGUAUUUUAAAUUUAGAAUUUUUUUUUAGACUUUGCUUUAAAAAAAUAAUGAAAAUAUUGAAUUGUAUUUAAUUAGAUGUAGAAAGGUUCCGAUUUGGAAAGAUAAUCAGAGCAGCUCAGUUGAUAUAUUGUUUGGUGCUGUGUGUAUAUUUUGGGUUUUAGCUAGUUGAACUAAAAUUUUGAUAAGGUACCUGGCAGUAUUAUUUAGAGGUUACUUUACUUGAAUUUGUCAGGAACAUUUAUAUAUUUUGAGAAAAAAUAUUUUAAAUUCACAUUGUUUAUAGUUUGUUUGUAUCUAAGUACUUGGAAAAAGCUUUCCAACAUGUUCAUAAUUUUAAUAGUUAAUUUGGAUCAUUCAGAUCACUUUGAAUCAUUUUUCUUGUUAAUCCUUUUUUGAAAAGCAUUAACAAAACUUUUUUUUGUAUAUGAAAUAGUGUAUUUUGUUCUUCUAGUGUCUUCACUCAGUUUUUAAGAUGUGGAGCAUAUUCUGUAUUUAUAGCUAAAUGCAACAAAUCAGGAAUAUCUCUGUAGCUAUUCUAUUUUAAUCGAGGCGCAGGGUGUCUUGAAAUGAGCACUCCAUGGUUUUUUCCUGUUUUAUCUUGUGUGUGCCAGAAACCAAACAUUUACAACUUCUGUUUGUCAUUUUAAGUUAAACUCUUACUUCCGUAUUCCUGUUCUAAUGAUAUUUUCUCUAACAAUUUUAUGAAUAUCAGCAAACUUAAACAGCAAAUACCACAUACAUACAUACAUACAUACAUACAAACACACACACAAACCAAUCAAAUAACACAGUAAGAAAAUUCUCUUGCUCCUGGAACUAUUGAAUGCAAUGAGUAACCAAAAUAGAAUGGAACACUGUCAGCCGAAUCCCGCAAAUGGAAUCCAUGUUCAGCAACAAGUUUAUGCUUGCAAGUCCUUCCCUAUUGGUUAUGAAAGUGGUUUUUAAAACUGAGAAACACUUUGCACAGUACUCCCACGCCAUGCAAACACUAGCGAAUAAAAAUCAGCCUGGUCAUCCAUUCUGAUGGCGCUGAACAUCACAGCAUUGUCAGACAUUGUACUGUAGAGUGGGAGACUGCAUUCGGUGUCCCCAUUUCUUCCCCCACCUCUAACAUCUAAUCAUCUGUUUACUAUUUACACAAGAAUAUCUCUGGAGAAGGAAUACUAUGUGCAGACCUGAAGGCUACUGCAUGUAUUAUUUCAGUGGUGCGUGUUCCCAUCAUGGUGCCUUGCACAAGCCUAUUAUCUAUCUGUAAGAGAAGAUCCUUUGCUCAUGCAAAACUUCUUUCCGGCUACCAGUCAUACAGUGUGCAACAUUUCAGACUUUGAUCUAGUUCACUGUCCAAUGAAGGAGAAGCAAGCAAGCAAGCAACAAUUGAGUCAACCCAAUUGUGCCUUAUUGGAUCAGGUGCAUAGUUGCAAUCUAGUGAUUUAAAAUGGAUUACCUGGGGAUGAGGGUUCUAGGCGUUCCAUAAUAUUUUGCCUUUCUUCUGAGCCCAUUGAUGAACGUGGCCAAAACGUUUUGCGCAAAGCCGAUAAUGAUUUGCCUCCCACCUGUAUCCUGCUUUACCUUAAACUGUUGGUCAUGACCCAGGUUUGGUGGCAUAGCUUAGUGCAUAGCCUUGCACAAUUUUUCUGAACAGUUACACGGUCUUGUCUCUAGAAAAAGCUCUCAAAACGGUAGGAAUGUUAGAGAAGCUACAAUAAAGUAUUUUGGUUUAGUGGUAUAAGUAAUAUGUAGAAUACAAUGAGAUGUGUUUUUAUUCUUCGCAUCAGAUUAUUUUAAAAGUUCCAUUGACGCAAAAUUCAUUAGGAUUGCUUCAGAAUUCUCUUUAACAAAUGCUGUGUUUAGAAGUAUUUGGGUUUGUAAAGCUACUGUAGGUUAGUUAAUGUUAAGAUUUUGCAGAGUUCUUCAGGGUCUGUGCUAUACCUCUAAAGUCCACUUGGUGGCAUGAAGCACAUUUUUGUUUGUGCAUUUCACUUAAAUAAGGAUUGAAUUCUACAAAUGUAUAUAAGGCAGGAAAUGGUGAAACGUUUAUUUCUAUAUAGUGCACUAAGUUUCCAUUUUUGUGUCCUUAAGUUUAAUAGAUUUCUUUUUCUUUAUUGGUCUUAAAAAUAGUAUUUUGUUUUAUUUGAUAAAUACAGGGAACAAUUCAGGCAAAGUUUCCCACUUUGAAGUCCUGCUGUUUUUCAGCACUGGAAUUCAUGGGGCUUGACUGUGCUAACUUUGGCUGGAUAAUUCUCAGUUGCAUUGCUUCUUCUUCCACCAAUGACUGUGACAUAAUCACAAUUUAUGAUUCAACUUGUUUAUAAUGUAGCUUGUAGGUAAUGAAACCACAGGUAGCCCAUCUCAGGCCCGCAACUUGGCGCAAGCUGGAGGGGAUCCUUGCAGGGAUCAUGCUGAACUGCUCUUCUUCCCUCCCACAUUGUGUCACACAUCAUUAGGGAAGAAGUAAGUCUCUCUUUCCUUUUUGCAGAAAUAAACAUGCUUUGUAAAUUAUGUGGAAGGUGUAGCCUAUUUAUCUUUGAUAUUAACAUUUUAAUAUCAGUAUUUUUGUAUAAAAAGUGUAUUUGGUUUCAGGGAUUAAUAACGUUUUAUUCCCUUCUCCCUUUGUCCUAAAUCUUUCUUUUAUUUAAGGUAUGCAAAUGUUUUCUAGAUAGUCAAAGCUAGUUUUCAACACAUCUGAUCGCCAUUAACAGAACUUCAAGUCAUUAUGAUAAUGGUGCAGAUUUCCAGAUUAGUUGAAAAGCCUUCAAGUGUAAUCUUGAAUCGCAAGGGAAGAUGUUAUAUAUAAAUAGACCAAAUCCAUGUACACAAUUUAGGAGAACGAACAUGAACGCCACAUUCUAACAGAGUUAAGUAUACUCAAAAAAAUAUUUUAGUGGGUGUAAGCACACUUCUGUCGUAGAAUGUAAGCUCUGUUCGUUGUCAGAUUUAUCUAAUGAAAAGCAAAUGCAUUUAAAUGGUUUUCUGAAUAUUUCUUUGUCAAUAUUUCAGUUGUGGAAGUUUAUGUUUUAUUGUUGCCUUUCAUUUCUGAAUAACUAAGCACUAGUCUUCAAAACCUGUCUAUAAGAUUCUGUUGGCAUCUUGCCCACAAAUGGAAAGUACAGCUGUUUGCACAUGCUAAGCAGAUUAUUUUAUCUACUUGGUCCCUUUAGUCUUAAAUGAAUUUUGAAUUGAAGUGAGCCUGAUACUAUCAGGUAUGUUUCUUGUGUAUCUAUAAUUGUAAACAGGUAGUUACGUUUUUAUUUAAAGCCACAUUAUAAACAUGUGGAUUUCCUCCUCCCGGAAUUUUAACCAAAUUCUGUUUUAUGCAUUUUUGAUGGACUUUGCAUUUUCCUCCCUGUACAUUUGUUUUAUGUUACUGGAUUUGUAAAAACAGUUUUAUUUCUCUUGUCAGAUAAUUUCAUUGUUUAUUUCUGCGCUACUGCUAUGGUUAAAAUAAAACUUAAUUGAUCUAAGCAUGAUGUUAGGGUUGCUUUUCUUCCUAUUUUCAUCUUGAACCUGACAUGCCAUCAAAAUGGAAAUAAAGUAUAUUGGUCUGAAUAGCACUUGGAAGUAAC